GUCUUUGCAGGCAUGGCCUCACAUGUGCAGGUUCUCUCCCCGCCCACCCUCCAGUCAAGUGCCUUCUGUAGCGUGAAGAAACUCAAAGUGGAGCCGAGUUCCAGCUGGGACAUGACCGGCUACGGCUCCCACAGCAAAGUCUACAGCCAGAGCAAGAACGUGCCACCGGCCCAGCCAGCCACCGCCGCCGUCAGCGUCUCCUUGCCCGUCCCAAACCCCGGCCUCCCUUACGACCAGACUGUCAUCUUCCCGGGCAGCACCGGCCACAUCGUGGUGACCUCAGCCAGCAGCACUUCCGUCCCCGGGCAGGUCCUCGGGGGGCCCCACAACCUGAUGCGUCGGAGCACCGUGAGCCUGCUGGACACCUACCAGAAAUGCGGCCUCAAGCGUAAGAGCGAGGAGCUGGAGAACACGAGCAGCGUGCAGAUCAUCGAAGAGCACCCGCCCAUGACCCAGAACAAUGCCAGCGGGGCCACGGUCGCCACUGCCGCCACCUCCACCGCCACCUCCAAGAACAGCGGCUCCAACAGCGAGGGCGACUACCAGCUGGUCCAGCACGAGGUGCUGUGCUCCAUGACCAACACCUACGAGGUCCUCGAGUUCCUGGGCCGCGGCACCUUCGGGCAAGUGGUCAAGUGCUGGAAGCGGGGCACCAACGAGAUCGUGGCCAUCAAGAUCCUCAAGAACCACCCGUCGUACGCGCGCCAGGGCCAGAUCGAGGUGAGCAUCCUGGCCCGGCUGAGCACCGAGAGUGCUGACGACUACAACUUCGUGCGGGCCUACGAGUGCUUCCAGCACAAGAACCACACGUGCUUGGUCUUCGAGAUGCUGGAGCAGAACCUCUACGACUUCCUGAAGCAGAACAAGUUCAGCCCACUGCCGCUCAAGUACAUCCGCCCGGUCCUGCAGCAGGUGGCCACGGCCCUGAUGAAGCUCAAGAGCCUGGGCCUCAUCCACGCCGACCUCAAGCCCGAGAACAUCAUGCUGGUGGACCCGUCCCGGCAGCCCUACAGGGUCAAGGUCAUCGACUUUGGCUCCGCCAGCCACGUGUCCAAGGCCGUCUGCUCCACCUACCUGCAGUCCAGAUAUUACAGGGCCCCCGAGAUCAUCCUCGGAUUGCCGUUCUGUGAGGCGAUCGACAUGUGGUCCCUGGGCUGUGUCAUCGCCGAGCUGUUCCUGGGCUGGCCGCUGUACCCGGGUGCCUCAGAGUACGACCAGAUCCGGUACAUCUCACAGACGCAGGGGCUGCCAGCAGAGUAUCUGUUAAGCGCAGGGACCAAGACAACCCGGUUUUUCAACCGUGACACGGACUCGCCAUACCCCCUGUGGAGGCUGAAGACACCAGACGACCAUGAGGCAGAGACGGGGAUCAAGUCCAAAGAAGCAAGGAAGUACAUUUUCAAUUGUCUGGACGAUAUGGCCCAGGUGAACAUGACCACAGACCUGGAAGGCAGUGACAUGCUGGUGGAGAAGGCUGACCGGCGGGAGUUCAUCGACCUGCUGAAGAAAAUGCUGACCAUUGACGCCGACAAGAGGGUCACGCCCAUCGAGACCCUGAAUCACCCUUUUGUCACCAUGACGCACCUGCUGGACUUCCCCCACAGUACACACGUCAAGUCCUGCUUCCAGAACAUGGAGAUCUGCAAGCGGCGGGUGAACAUGUACGACACGGUGAACCAGAGCAAGACCCCCUUCAUCACCCACGUGGCCCCCAGCACGUCCACCAACCUGACCAUGACCUUCAACAACCAGCUGAACACUGUCCACAACCAGGCUCCCACCUCCACCAGUGCCACUAUUUCCUUAGCCAAUCCCGAGAUCUCCAUACUAAACUACCCGUCUGCACUCUGCCAGCCCUCCGCGGCGUCCAUGGCUGCAGUGGCCCAGCGAGGCAUGCCCUUACAGACCGGAGCGGCCCAGAUCUGUGCCCGGCCUGACCCCUUCCAGCAAGCGCUCAUCGUGUGUCCCCCCGGCUUCCAAGGGCUGCAGGCCUCUCCCUCAAAGCACGCCGGCUACUCGGUGCGGAUGGACAGUGCUGUGCCCAUCGUCACGCAGGCCCCAGGAGCUCAGCCUCUUCAGAUCCAGCCAGGUCUGCUCGCCCAGCAGGCCUGGCCCAGCGGGACCCAGCAGAUCUUGCUUCCCCCCACCUGGCAGCAGCUCACGGGCGUGGCCACCCACACAUCUGUGCAGCACGCAACUGUGAUUCCCGAGACCAUGGCGGGCACCCAGCAGUUGGCAGACUGGAGGAACACGCACGCCCACGGCAGCCAUUACAAUCCCAUCAUGCAGCAGCCUGCGCUCCUGACGGGUCACGUGACCCUGCCCGCAGCCCAGCCCUUGAAUGUGGGGGUGGCCCACGUGAUGCGACAGCAGCCCACCAGCACCACCUCCUCCCGGAAGAGUAAGCAGCACCAGUCGUCAGCAAGGAACGUGUCCACCUGUGAGGUGUCCUCCUCACAGGCCGUCAGCUCCCCGCAGCGGUCCAAGCGCGUCAAGGAGAACACGCCCCCUCGCUGUGCCCUGGUGCGCAGCAGCCCGGCCUGCGGCCCCACGGUCACCUGCGGGUGGGGCGACGUGGCCUCCAGCAGCUCCCGGGAGCGGCAGCGCCAGACCAUUGUCAUCCCCGACACCCCCAGCCCCACCGUCAGCGUCAUCACCAUCAGCAGUGACACGGACGAGGAGGAGGAGCAGAAGCACCUGCCUUCCAGCACCGUCUCCAAGCAGAGGAAGAACGUCAUCAGCUGUGUCACGGUCCACGACUCCCCCUACUCCGACUCUUCCAGCAGCAACAGCCCUCACUCAGGACAGCCGCGGGCUGGCCACGGGGGCAGCCAUGCCUUCGACAGCAAGGGCGGCCUGGACGCCCACUGCCCUGGGAACCCCCGCACCAUCAUCGUGCCGCCCCUGAAGACCCAGGCCAGCGAGGUGCUGGUGGAGUGUGACAGCCUUGUGCCAGUCAGCAGUAGCCACCACUCUUCAUUCUACAAGUCCAAGUCCUCCCAGAACAUGACCUCCACCAGCGGCCCCUCCUCAGCGGCUUUGCCAGGAGCCGUCCCCUACCGGCAGCAGCGGCCAGCGCCGCCCUUCCAGCAGCAGCCCCUCAACCUCAGCCAGGCCCAGCAGCACAUCACCUCGGACCGCACAGGGAACCACCGCAGGCAGCAAGCCUACAUCGCCCCUACAAUGGCCCAGGCCCCUUACUCCUUCCCCCACAACAGCCCCAGCCAUGGCUCAGUGCACCCCCACCUGGCCGCCGCCGCCGCUCACCUCCCAGCCCAGCCCCACCUGUACACCUACACGGCGCCCGCUGCCCUGGGCUCCACCGGCACCGUGGCCCACCUUGUGGCCUCGCAGGGCUCAGCUCGGCACCCCGUGCAGCACACCGCCUACCCGGCCAGCAUCGUCCACCAGGUGCCCGUGAGCAUGGGUCCCCGGGUGCUGCCCUCGCCCACCCUCCACCCAAGUCAGUACCCCGCCCAGUUUGCCCAUCAGACCUUCAUCAGCGCCUCACCGGCCUCCACUGUCUACACUGGAUACCCGCUGAGCCCCGCCAAGGUCAACCAGUACCCUUACCUAUAG
Messenger RNA from Elephantulus edwardii (Cape elephant shrew), 3579 nucleotides. It is a transcript of the gene HIPK2, whose product is annotated as homeodomain interacting protein kinase 2. The transcript has 14 exons. NCBI's taxonomy places the organism in Eukaryota, Metazoa, Chordata, Mammalia, Macroscelidea, Macroscelididae. Gene Ontology annotation, biological process: positive regulation of transcription by RNA polymerase II; peptidyl-threonine phosphorylation; peptidyl-serine phosphorylation. The coding region runs from base 13 to 3579 and encodes 1188 amino acids. Gene Ontology annotation, molecular function: ATP binding; transcription coactivator activity; SMAD binding. Gene Ontology annotation, cellular component: cytoplasm; PML body; nucleus. The record is from RefSeq and is a predicted model, not a curated record.